GCGGCGCGGGCGGGGCGGGAGCUGCAGUCGCGGCCAUGGCGGUGGACCUGGGGCUGUGGAGCGGGCCGCUGAGCCUCACCGAGGUGGAGCAGCAGCCGGCGCACCCGCUGCGGGUCAAGUACGGCUCCGUGGAGAUAGACGAGCUGGGCAAGGUGCUCACGCCCACCCAGGUCCAGCAUCGCCCCACCAGCAUCGAGUGGGACGGCUGUGAUCCGCAGAAGCUUUACACCCUGGUUCUCACGGACCCGGAUGCUCCCAGUAGGAAGGACCCGAAGUUCAGGGAAUGGCAUCACUUCCUGGUGACCAACAUGAAAGGCAACGAUGUGGGGAGCGGGACUGUGCUGUCGGACUACGUGGGCUCGGGCCCUCCCAAAGGAACAGGGCUGCACCGCUACGUGUGGCUGGUGUACGAGCAGCCCAAGCAGCUGAGCUGCACCGAGCCCAUCCUCUCCAACCGCUCCGGCGACAAGCGAGGCAAGUUCAAGGUGGCUGCUUUCCGCAGCAAGUACGGGCUGGGGGUGCCCGUGGCCGGCACGUGCUACCAGGCAGAGUGGGAUGACUACGUGCCCAAGCUCUACGAGCAGCUGUCAGGGAAGUAGGGCGCGUGGAGCAGCACUGUGAGCACCCCCUGCCCCCCGCAGCCCGGGCCGUGCGGAACACGGCGCUGUAGCUUUGGUUAGUGAGCUGAACCCCACUGCUCCCACCCUGACCCCUGCCACUGUUCCCUGUCACUGGCCUGACCCUGUGUCCCUCUCGGUGUGCUCCAGGCCUGUGCUGGGCCUCAGCUGCCUCCCUUGGGCCUGGCUGCUGUCCCCAGGGGAAGGCAGAGCCCUUGCCAGGGGCUGUUGCUGAGGGAUGUCUGCUGUACUGAAGGCGGGAUGUGGGGACAGAACCACUUGUGGGUUGGUGCUCUCCUUCCAGGAGAGCAGAGAGCGUGCUAAGGGAAGCUCCUCUGUUUGUUUGUUUCUCUCCUUUGAUUUUCCCCCCCCCCCAAUGAACCACUAAUGAGGGUGGAGCAGCUGGGAGGCACAGGGCCCUGCCUUCUGCUCUGCUGCUGCUCAGCUGAGCACACUUUGUUCUGUCAUGACCUCGUGUUAACAUGCUCUUUGCUCACAGUGCAAUUAAAAACUUACCAAGGUGA
Colius striatus (speckled mousebird) is the source of this 1141-nucleotide messenger RNA. RefSeq names its product phosphatidylethanolamine binding protein 1 (gene PEBP1). The transcript has 4 exons. Gene Ontology annotation, biological process: negative regulation of MAPK cascade. NCBI's taxonomy places the organism in Eukaryota, Metazoa, Chordata, Aves, Coliiformes, Coliidae. The record is from RefSeq and is a predicted model, not a curated record. The coding region runs from base 36 to 599 and encodes 187 amino acids.